Messenger RNA from Osmia bicornis bicornis, 3483 nucleotides. It is a transcript of the gene su(w[a]), whose product is annotated as splicing factor, suppressor of white-apricot homolog. NCBI's taxonomy places the organism in Eukaryota, Metazoa, Arthropoda, Insecta, Hymenoptera, Megachilidae. Gene Ontology annotation, molecular function: RNA binding. The coding region runs from base 991 to 3255 and encodes 754 amino acids. Gene Ontology annotation, biological process: mRNA 5'-splice site recognition; RNA processing. The transcript is spliced from 8 exons. The record is from RefSeq and is a predicted model, not a curated record.
ACAAGGCGAAAAUGAUUGAUCAAGGAAAGCAUUUGAUACCAUGGAUGGGCGAUAACACGUUGAAAAUAGACAGGUUUCUGCAGGUGCGUUGGCUGCGAACAGGCGGUGUGGAAGCGCGGUAUACGCGUUCUACACGCUCGUAGAGCAACGUGCUCUCUCGUGAAGUUGGUGUUUGUGGCUGAUCCGUCGGCGCAGCAGCAAGGUGAGACACAGCGUAGAGAGACAAACGGCAGCUGACGAUUGUAGUGGUACUACAAUCGGUCAGCAUGGUAUGUAUUAGCGCUCCUAGAAUCGAGCAUCGCGGCGUAGACUCGCACCCGCGGUUGCUGUUAUACUCUUGUACUGUGUUCAAUGUACCACGGCGAUCGCGAACCGAACAAUUUUGUAAGCACAAUUUAGUAUGCGAACAGCUUGUUCAUGUAGAUGACGAAAGGUUUUUUACACAUACUGUAAUUUUCCGUGUAUUCUUGUUUUAUAAGCACCCGAUCCGGUGUUCGAGCAGUCUCAUCGUAAAGCAGAGUAACGUUUCGCGAGUAUGCUUGAAGACGAUUCGAAUUAGAGUAGCAUCGGUCUUAUUGAUACCUUUUAUACGAUUAUAUGCUUCUGUAUGACUUACAAUCGUUUAUGAUAAGAAAUGAUAGAAGUGAGCCAUCGAGUUUCUGUAUAAUUCUAUUCUAUUUCAGAGGAAUCAGGCUUUGACACAGGUUUUACUUGGUAACACAGUUUUCAGAUGCGGAGAUUGAGGAAAUUGUUGGAAAAAAAAGAGAGAAAAAAAAGAAAGAAAGAAAAAACAACUAGUAUCAUCGUUUUCCUUGGCUAACACGCGCAUUGUAUGUGUAUAGAUACGAUGGACGCGGAGCACUGGGGGAUUUACGGAUAUACGAACCACCGACAGGUGGGUUCGAUCAAAGAACGAUUCUGACGGAGGAGGAGCUGAAAGUGGAACAAUUGUGCGACGAAGAAAGGUAUCGGUCCCUCUACAACAACGAGAUGGAGGACUCGAUCCAUCACGAGGAAGAAAUAAAACGACUUCAUCAAGCGUUGGAUUCGGAGAAUACGUACGGUCAGGUGGGGUACGACUACAACGAGGAAGGCAAGACCGCGACCGGUUCGAAAAGCACGUGCGACGAUUCGCAAAGUCCGAAAAGAUCCGAAGGAUCCCAGGAGGAGGAUCAAGCUUUCGUACCACCUCCUGAUUUGGAAAUACCAGAUGGUAUUCCAUUGCCGGAAACUCAAAAACUGAAUGCCAUCAUAACGAAAACGGCGUUGUUUAUAAGUCGUCAAGGAGGGCAAAUGGAGAUCUUGAUUAAAGCGAAGCAGGCGAACAAUCCACAAUUUUCCUUCUUAUCGAUAGACGGGCCGCUGCAUCAAUAUUACAGAUACAUAUUGGAUGCAAUCAAGAGCGGAAAAUACAAUCCAGAAAAGCAGCCGGAGAAGGAGGAAGAAUCUGAACCCGAAGAUGGAUCGUCGGACCAAGACGACGAACCGUAUCUUCAUCCGAGUCUGGCGCCGUCGUUCACCAAGAUAGAGGCGGCUCCUAGUAUUCCAAGCAUACAGUACAAACCAUCAGCCGACUGCGCAUACUCGAUGCUUGUGAAUAAAAUCACCGGGAAACCGCCGCCUUCGAAAGCUCCUCCGCAACAGUUGGAAAGUACCGGUCAAGCGACGGCUACCGCAGCAGGGUAUUACCAUCCGGUAGCGGGACAGGGGUACAGUCCAUUUCCUGCGGCGGCACCUGUACAAUACUCCCACGGUCCGGUGAUAUACGGACCAAACGGCCAGAUACAAUCGCCGUUGCAAUUGGCACCUAUAAACACGGUGUCCUCCCCGAACGAUUCGCUCGCGGCUCACGUUGCGAUCACCGAGUGUCAACCGCCGUUGGUACCUUACGGAACUACGUCCCAGAAGCAACUGAGUAGACCUUCUUUCAUCGUACCGCCAGCGGACGUGCAAAUAAUUAUCGACAAAAUGGCUAGCUACGUGGCGAAAAAUGGUCGAGAUUUCGAAGCAAUCGUGAAAAAUAAAGGUGACCCGAGGUUUAAUUUUCUGGAACUGUCGCAUCAGUAUCACGGUUACUACGCGCACAAGUUAACGAUAUACGAAGGCGCGGUAAAUCCAAAAGUGUUGACGGAGGAGGAGUUGCUACAGAAACAAGAACCACAGGAGGAGAAACAGAAAAAAUUGGAAGAAUUACAAAAGAAGCAGCAAAGAAUGGAAGAAGUACAAAAACGGGUGAAAAUGAUACAAGCGAAAAAGAAAUGCGACACAAGAAUGAAACAGACGACGACGACGACGACGUCAACGACAACGAUAACGACAUCGUCGACGGGAGGAGGGCUGAAACAAGUAACGACCGUGUCAUUUUCCAUAAAAAAACCAAAGGAGGGUGAAACGGGAGUAAUCGAGAAGCGGAACGCUCUUCCGUUGGAGGAGAGCGACGAGGAAAUGGGAAGCGAGAACAAAGAGGGCAACUCGAAGCCGAGUUCGCCGCAGGAUUCUAUGGAACAGAAUUUCCUAACUGCUGUCGGCACAAUGGACAAAGACGCAUGGAAGACGGAGAAGAAACCUAAGAACGAAGAAAAGGAAUUGGUAGAUUUGACCGACGAAAUUUUGGAAGAUUGUCAGAAAGAGAUUAGACACAAUAAACAGAACGAAGAGAGAAUAAAAGACAAAUUAGUGGCUGCGGCGCGAGACAAGCUCGCAGCUACUUCCAGAGAAAGGCAACUUCAAUUGGAAAGAAAGAAGAAGGCCGCGGCAUUUUUGAGUCAAAUCCAGACGAACGUGUUGUCGAAAAGUAGCGGUCACAGCAGUCACAGCGGUAAUAGCGGUGGGAGUGUUGGUCAGGGGGCGCGAAAAGACGAUUCGGACGAGGUGCAUUCUGUUCCGUCUCCGUCGCCUUCGCCCUCGUUAGACGACGCGAAAUCCUGCGACUCCAGGAGCGGUGGAAACUCGUUGAUGGACAGAUUGAAAAGCGCGGAUCUGACCGGUAAAAGAUCUAGACCGCGAUCGAGAAGUUGCAGUAGGAGUCGAAGUUGCACGGACAGACAAAGAUUUCACAAGAAGCACAAGAAAAAGAAAAGCUCGCACCGAAGCAGCCACGAUAGUCCGAGUAGUUCUCGAUCGCACAGGUCCAAGAAGAGCAAAAAGUCUUCGUCCAAGCAUAGAUCUCCAUCGCGAACACCAUCCCGAAGGCAUCAGCACAACGCGCGACGAAAAGGAAGCAAUUCAUCCUAUUCAGAUUCGAGUUCACCUUGAAAUAUUGCUCGUUAUCCAUUAUUCGUAUUUCGAACAUUUUGAUACGUAUAAAAGUGUAUGUACAUACAAGGAUAUAAGCGUCGUGCGUACAUAUAUGCUUGCGCGUAUGUACGGUUAUCACAUUCAACGCGUCAAUGAUAAUUUUAAUACAAAUGUUGUCCAAGGAAUGAAAAUACAUAAUAAAUGGGGUAACAGGAUCGAAGAAUAAAGAGAAAUUUUUAACUGAAA